GUAGAUGUCAUAGAUUUAGCACUGAAGCCGAGGAGGAUGUGAAAACAGAGCAAACGGACCAUUUUAAGGACGAUUAAAGGGAAUAAAUACUAUUUGUGAUUUGUUUAAAGGCACACAGAGCAGACGAAAUGUUCUUAUUGGUAUAUGUGACAGUUGUGGGGCUGUUUUCUGCGGUUGGAGGAGCCAAGGAUGGAGACGACGACUGGGUUCAUCUGCCGAACAAAUGUGAAGUCUGUAAGUUUGUGAGCAUCGAGAUGAAGUCAGCCUUUGAUGAAACGGGGAAAACAAAAGAAGUCAUUGGCACAAACUACCACUUGGAUGGGAAGGGGGCACCACCAAUCAAAUACGUCAAGUCAGACCUGCGCUUCAUUGAGGUCAUAGAGAACGUGUGUCAGCGUCUGCUGGAGUACAACCUACACAAAGAGAGGUCUGGCAGUAACCGCUUUGCCAAGGGCAUGUCAGAGACCUUCUCUACCCUUCACGGUUUGGUGAGUAAAGGGGUGAACGUGGUGAUGGAUAUCCCAUACGAGCUGUGGAAUGAGACGUCUGCAGAGGUGGCUGACCUCAAGAAACAGUGUGAUGUGCUGGUAGAGCGGUAUGAGGACGUCAUUGAGGACUGGUACAAAGGAGACCAGGAGGAGGACCUGACUACGUACCUGUGUGAGAAACAUGUUCUCAGAGGACAGGACACAGACUGCCUGAGUGAGGUGUGGACAGCCAAAAAGAAGGGGGAUCAGGCAUCCAUUGCAGAGGACAAGAAGAAGAAGACCAAGAAGAAGGGUAAAGGGAAGAGCGACGAGCGAGGAGAUGGUGGUUUGGACGGAGACAAAACGGACAAGAAGAAGAAAGACAAGAAGGUGAAGAAGAAGAAAAACAAAGCCCCAGUGGAGAGGAUGGAGGGGGGCGGGGUUUCAUCCGACCAGGACGUCCAAGUGCCGGUGCCUCUGAGUGGACAGAAGACGGAGCUGUGAGCCCAGGACCUGGACCUGGACCAGGACCAGGACCUGGACCAAGUUGGACUGCGCCUGCUGAGACUGAGCAGGGAUUGUCUCAUGUCACCCAGUGUCCCUGGUUUGGUUCAGUCUGUCCCUGUGUCCUUUCCACAAUGUCCACCACACGUCCAUGAGUUCCGGAUCCUUCUUGUAGUUUUAUUUGGACCGAAUAUGAACAAUGAAAAUCCAGUUUACUCCCACAUUUCCAACAGAUGAUCCUGUUCAGACACACAGUCGGUUCUUUGUAUGUAAAUGAUAGAACCAACCAGGACUCAUCAUCAGAUUGAACCAGAAUAUGUAGAAGGACGUCUUCUGAUCCAAAAAUAGUCCAAGAUCUGUAUUCUUAUGGUUUUUCUGUAGAUGUUCCAUCUUUUAAAGAACAAACAUUUGAUGGAAUCCUCAUCCAUUCACAGUCUGAGUUCAUACCGACCGGUACCAGGACCAACCACCCACAUGGAUCCAGUUGGUCUGGUAGUCCUUCAGUAGUCCACUUCAGGGUCCGCUUUGGUCUGUUGGACCAGGGCCUGGCGUUCUGGUGCUUUGGUGAACAGGGGCAGAAUGGUUUCAGAGGUCCCAUGAGGAAACUGCAUGGCUCAGAUGACUGGUUCUGGUCCGACUGACUGGUUCUAUAACAAUAGUCAAUUGUUAUAGACUAUAAGAAUAGUCUAUAACAAUAGUCAACCCAGUUCCACCUGACAAUUUAUCCUGAAAUUAGGAACCGAUUUUCGUGAACUUUGCCCCCGAUGACAAAUGAGUCUGAACGGUGGGAGUCAAGACACUGGAGUAAAUACAGACAGUUUCCUAAAUUCUAGGAGUUGUGACGUUUUGCCAGUUUGGCUGUGAAAUGAACCUUAACUCUUUAAGUGCCAGACAGUUAAGGGGCUAAUAAGCCUUAAAAGUGCCACAGAAU
Messenger RNA from Sphaeramia orbicularis (orbiculate cardinalfish), 1902 nucleotides. It is a transcript of the gene cnpy3, whose product is annotated as canopy FGF signaling regulator 3. The record is from RefSeq and is a predicted model, not a curated record. Lineage: Eukaryota; Metazoa; Chordata; Actinopteri; Kurtiformes; Apogonidae.